Culex pipiens pallens (northern house mosquito) is the source of this 406-nucleotide messenger RNA. Its product is annotated as malate dehydrogenase-like. The record is from RefSeq and is a predicted model, not a curated record. Gene Ontology annotation, molecular function: oxidoreductase activity, acting on the CH-OH group of donors, NAD or NADP as acceptor. The transcript has 2 exons. Bases 1 to 294 code for a protein of 97 amino acids. Lineage: Eukaryota; Metazoa; Arthropoda; Insecta; Diptera; Culicidae.
AUGGUAACGAUUGCCUUCCGGAGUUUUGGGCCCGAAAGAGACAAGAUUGCCGCCCUGACGGCACGCAUUCAAGAGGUCCUCAAGGCCAAGGCCGGUGCCGGAUCGGCUACGUUCACGACGGCCUACGCCGCAGCCCGUUUUGCCCUCGCCGAACCUUGGUCUGCCCAAGGUGAACGCCUACGAGCUAGAGCUGCUAAAGAAGGACAUUCCGGAGCUGAAACAAACAUCCGGAAGGGCAAGGAGUUUGUCAAGAAGAACUUUGUGAACAAAAAAAGUGAAUUUCGAUCAUGUUGAAAAAAAUAGUAACCAACCAUUGAAAAUAAACUUUCAAGUGCAUGAUAAAAAUAUCGGCGUUUUUGUUUUCUUUGUACUAAAGUAAAAGAAGGGUUUUUUCCCAUGACCCAUU